This is a messenger RNA of Andrographis paniculata, 2257 nucleotides long. RefSeq lists its product as uncharacterized. The transcript has 14 exons. Gene Ontology annotation, biological process: attachment of GPI anchor to protein. NCBI's taxonomy places the organism in Eukaryota, Viridiplantae, Streptophyta, Magnoliopsida, Lamiales, Acanthaceae. Gene Ontology annotation, cellular component: GPI-anchor transamidase complex. The record is from RefSeq and is a predicted model, not a curated record. Bases 111 to 1928 code for a protein of 605 amino acids.
UCGCAAGGGCUUUUCUAGAUAUUUCGUAAUUUUCAGGGAUCGUAUUGCAAUUAGGCUAAGUCUUUAGUGACGGUGGAAGCCACCGUGACCGCCAAGCAACUCCGCCGGCGAUGGAUGAAAUCUCAGAAGCUCAGGCGCCAUCAGCCUCCGAUGCCUCGAAAUCCGACCAAGAUUUCGACCCCGAGACCAUGCGCAAGACCAGACCGGGAUUGAAGCGUUUGAUCCUCACUCUAACUGUGCUCGUAUCGUUCGUGUUAGGUCUUCCAUUUUUGUUGAAAUCAGUGGAAAUUUACAGAUCACCGCUGCCGUUCCGAGAAAUCGAUGAUUUGUCGGCCUCGGUUGAGUCAAAUCAUCUGCAUUUUCCAUGCAAGCUUCAAGCAGUUUUUGUAGAUACCCUUGGAUCUUCGCUUUCUGCUGAUGAGUUAUCGGUUUCAAUUGAAUCUCAAAUGAGACAACUUGCCGUGGAAGAUUUCAAUUCCUGUGGCGCUUGCAGUUAUAAUUCCAGUGUUUCCGUGGCCUUAGAAUCCGGCUCUGGUUGUUUCCUCAGCGCCAAUAGUAUGAACUGGAAAUGCGGCGUGUUAAAUGAGCUGAGUAAGUAUGAGGAUUCCGGAAAAUAUGAUGAUAAGUUGUUUGAUGACUAUCUGCAUUCGCUGCUUAAUGAUAGAGGUAACCUCAGAAUUGAUGGAACAGUCUAUACAGUGAUUGUGGUUAGAAGGGGUGAGGAGGAGGGAGUGAGGGCAGUUGUUGGGAAGUAUAGGCAUGCGUGGCUUGUGGGUGGGAUUCCACAGGAGGAUGCUGUUAGGAAGGUGGCAGAGAUUUUUGUGAAAGUGUUUGUUAAUGGAGGAAAAGAAGAAGGUUCGAUUAGCGGGGAGUUUAUGCCUGUGGGGGCUGAUGGCAGGAUUGUGCUUUCCUUCAAUUUGCUGAAUGCCAAUCCACAAGAUUGGACUUUCGACUGGGAAUUCCAAGAGAUGGAUGAUGAACUCUUAGCUCCUAUAGCCAAAUCUUUGAAGCCUCUUGCGGAUAUUAGAGUGGAGAGCCAGGUUUUAUACCACACCCCAAAGUCUUCAUUUUCCAACUUUGAUGACAAGCUGGGCAGCUAUAUUUUUACCAUGAAAGAUCUUCCUUUCUUUGUAAACUCAAAUGAGUGGCAUUUGGAUAGUUCAACUGCAGCUGGAGGGCGCUCGAAGAUUCUCCAGUUUGUGGUAUACGUGCCAUCUGCAUCUGAGUGUCCACUUCAACUGCAGCUCCCAACUGGAGAAAUUUCUGCAACUAAUGGAUAUAUAUCUCCAAUGUGGGGAAGUGUUGUUGUUUGGAAUCCUUCAGCUUGUUUGAAUGAUUCGAAAGUAGAGUCGCAUGUCAGACAAAAAAUUUCUCCUGAGGAUCUGCGAAAAAUUUUUGAAGUCUUCGUAGGUCAGUUGCGGCAACUCUUCAGUCUGAGGUCCAAAGACCACUUUGGUGAUGUAUCAGGGACAUUUCGGCUAUUGACCAGUGAAAGAGGCUUCACUGAAUGGGAAUUGGAUGUUUUGUCACGACAGCACACGUGUUUUAAUCUUCUUCAAUGUGCCACAACUCUUGGAUCACUUUCUCGAUUGGUUCAGUCACUUCCAAGAAUGAUCAUUAAGGAUGAAAUUGGCAAACAGGUAAAGUAUUCACUUGAAGCUGCAAAAUUGGCAUUGAGCAAUAUGUCUGAUGGAUCUUAUGAUGCCUCUGCCGUUUCUUCGAGACAAGCAAGGUCCUUCGCUGAAGACGCAUUUUAUCACCCAUCUAUGAUGUCUGUGAGCUACUACUCAUUUGAGCAUUGUUUUGCUGUCUACUCACCCUUCUUUCUUCCGGUUUCUCUUCACGUGCUCCUCGCUGCCUUGAGAGAAUGGAAAAGAUACAAGCAGGAAACCAGAAAAUAUAAUGCCUGGAAAGUCAAGAAGUUGUAGACAUUUGUGUUAAGCGACGAUAGUCACAAAUCAAGCCCCAUCCCUUAAGAAUGGGCCAAACAAGUGUCUCCAGGUCGAUAUCGACGAAGGAUAUGUCACGGGAUCGAACUUUAAAGGAAUAGAAUCAUGAUUGGCCUCUCUUACAUUUGCUCAAAAUCUUGUAUCUCGUCUUUCUUGCAAAAGUUUGGAUUUUACCUGAUAUGUAAGUCUAGUUUGAUAAUUAUGUCUGAAAUUCAAAUGCAACCAUUUCGUGGAUAUUGGGGGAAUUUUGGUACUAACAAAGAUACCUUUUUUGUGAGUAUUUAUUUUAUGGUCCAAUCUCGUGUGAA